Trichoderma citrinoviride is the source of this 813-nucleotide messenger RNA. RefSeq lists its product as hypothetical. The record is from RefSeq and is a predicted model, not a curated record. The transcript has a single exon. The coding region runs from base 1 to 813 and encodes 270 amino acids. NCBI's taxonomy places the organism in Eukaryota, Fungi, Ascomycota, Sordariomycetes, Hypocreales, Hypocreaceae.
AUGGCCUCCAUCGCCAAGGCCCUCGCCGUCCUCGUCCUCGGCCUUGGUCUCGGCGCCUCCGCGACCGGUUCCCGCGGCGGCAGCCUCGACUUCUUCUCCGACGACAAGUGCCAAGACCUCAUCAAGGCCGAGACGGCGCCCAUCCCCCUCGACGUCUGCAUGGUGGCGUCGCCGCUCGGCCAGCUGACGAGGAGCUUCCGCGUCGACCAGAAGCCGUACUGCCCCGACGGCAGCCGGCCCUCGCUGCUCUUCUUCCAGGACUGCGCCUGCACCGACGGCGUCGCCAACUGGAUCCCCAACGCAAACUACGGCGACUACGGCAACGGCUCGUGCCAGGCGGGCUGGGGCGGCGACUUUCUCAUGUUUGCGCUGUCCUGCGGCGAGUUCAAGGCGCCCGUGCGGUCCGUCAUCUCCUUUGGCGCGACGUUUCCUUCGCCGUUUACCUCGACGAAGCCUGUUGGCUGCCCUCCGCUCACCAGCGGCGUUUCCGCAACCACUACUUCCGGUUCUGCUGCUACUGAUACUGCUCGUUCUGCUACGUUCGGCAGCGCUGAGGCAACCCCGACGACGGAUUCCAGCUCCGAUUCCAGCUCCUCCUCUUCUCGUCAAGACGCUGCGAACUCUUCUUCUUCUUCCGCUUCCUCAUCUACGGCGACAGGGACAAGAACAAAAAUUGUCCCGGCGACAGGCACGCAGUCUCAAGCGGCUGCAACGACGACAUCGGCCGCGAUCGGAAGAUACCACGAGAUGGGAGCUCUGUAUUUCAUGGGCUACGCUGGAAUCUUUGGCCUUAUUUCGUACUUCACUCUGUAG